AUGGAGGUGGUGAUGGAGGAGGUGAUGGAGGAGAUGGAGGAGGUGAUGGAGGAGGUGAUGGAGGAGGUGAUGGAGGAGGUGAUGGAGGAGGUGAUGGAGGAGGUGGUGGUGGUGAUGGGGUGGUGGUGUGAGGUGUGUGGAGUAGGUGAUGUGGUGGUAGGGUGGUGGGUGUGGUUGUGGUGGGGUGGGUGGUGGUGGUGGUUGGGUGGGUGUGGUGAGGUGGUGUUGUGUGGUGGUGGUGGGGUGGUGGGGUUUGGUGGGUGGUGGUGGGGUGGUGGUUGGUGUGGGUGGGGGUGGGUUUGGUGGUUGUUUUGGGUUGGUGGGGUGGUGGUGGGUUGGGUGGGGUGGGUUGGUGUGGGUGGUGGUGUGGUGUGUGGUGUGUGGUGUGGUGUGGUGGUGGGGUGGGUGGGGUGGGUGGUUGGUGGUGGGGUGUGGUGGUGGGGGUGGUGUGGUUUUGGUUGGUGGGUGUGGGUGGUGGGGUGGGUGGGUGUUGUGGUGUGGGGUGGGGUGUGUGGGUGGUGUGUUGUGAGGGUGGGGUGGUGGUGGUGUGGGUGGUGUGGGGUGGUGGGUGGUGUUGGGUGGUGGGGUGGUGGUGGGGUGUGGUGGUGUGGUGGGUUGGGUGGUGGUGGGGUGGUGUGGUGGGUGGGUGUUGGUGGUGUUGUUGGUGGUGUGGUGGAGGGGUUGUGGUGGGUGGUGUGUGGUGGGUGGUGUGGGGUGGGUGGUGGGUGUGUGGUGGUGAGGGUGGUGGUGGGUGGUGGGGGUGGGUGGUGGGUUGGGUGGUGGUGGUGGUGGGGUUUUGUGGGUGGUGGUGGGGUGGGGGGGUGGUUGGGUGUUGUGGGUGGUGGUGGGGUGUGUGGGUGGUGGGGGUGGUGGUUGGUGUGUGGAUGUGUGGGGUUGGUGGUGGUGUUGUUGGUGUUGUGGGGUGGGUGUUGGUGGUGGUGGUGGUGGUGGUGGUGGGUGUGGGUGGUGGUGUGUGUGGGGUGGUGGUUGGUUGUGGGUGGGGUGUGUGGGUGGGUUGUGGGGUGGGUGGUGGGUGGUGGGUGUGGUGGAGGAGGUGAGGGGUGGGUGGAGGGGUGGUGUGGUGGGGUGGUGGGGGUGGUGUGGUUGGGAGUAGGUGUGUGGGUGGGGUGGUGGUGGGGUGUUGUGGUGGGUGGAGGUGUGUGUGGUGGGUUGUGUAUGGUGAUGGUGGAGGGGGUGGUGGUGGGGAAGGUGGGGGAGGGGUGGUGGGUGGUGGAGGUGGUGUGGGGGGAGUUGUUGGUGUGGGUUGGUGGUGGAGGUGUGUUUGGGAGGUUGGGGUGGUGGGUGGGUUUGGAGGGUGGUGGGGUGGGUGGGUGGUGGGUGUGGUGGGUGUUGGUGGGUGGGGUGAUGGUGGGUGGUGGUGAGGGUAGGGGAGGGAUGGAGGAGUAUGAGGAGGUGUAG
This is a messenger RNA of Knipowitschia caucasica, 1419 nucleotides long. The record is from the annotation of a GenBank genome assembly. NCBI's taxonomy places the organism in Eukaryota, Metazoa, Chordata, Actinopteri, Gobiiformes, Gobiidae.